UUUGGUGAUGGGAAUGGGAAUCUCUUAUGCGGCAGAACUUAACUUCUUACUUAUGGUACCAUUUGUAUUAUACGAAAUGGCUAAAUUCGAGAGGAAAGAUGUCGCCAUGGUGAUGUCAAUUCAAUCAGCGUUUGACAUCUUCGGAAGGCUGGCAUUACCAAUUCUUUCCCAUAAGAGUGGAUGGCACCCAAGAUUAAUGUAUGCCAUUACUUUAAUUGGAUCUUCAAUAGCAAGAACUAUUUUAGCAAUUUUCUGUGAUACUGGAUACGUGGUAUUAGCUUGUAGUGCGUUAUGGGGUUUAUCAAAAGGUGGAAAGGCAGUUUUUCAGUCAUUAGUUUUACCAAAAUACGUUCCAUAUGAAAAACUGGCCACUGCAUUUGGAGUACAAAUGAUGAUUAACGGAUUUUUAUCCUUAAUAAUUGGUCCAUUUAUAGGUAACAAUCAAUUAACCAUAAUUCUCAUUGACAGUCCUGGAGAUGCAGGAUAGUUAAUUAUUCAAUAUGCUAGUCAUUAUUCAUCAUAAUUUGCAUUUUAAUAAUUGCAUUUUUUCAAAAAAAGAACAUAAUAAUAAUAUUUCAGAAAAUUUGCAUAUUCCAGCAAGCAGAAUUGAUUUUACAGUCUUCUUUAUUUACUAAACAACUUGUUUGUAUAUAAACUUCUACCUCAAUACUUCAAAUAAAAGAAUUUCAGACUUUUAUGAAUGCGACACUUUCAAACUAGUUCGUAACAUAUUGAUCGAAAUUAAAUUUUAAACAGAGAUUUAAUAAUAAUUAUAAUGAAUACAUGCUACUGAACAUAGUGAUGGUUUUUGCCUAAAAUAAAUACUAAAAAUUCGAAGAAAAUAAG
Molecule: messenger RNA, 846 nt
Organism: Agrilus planipennis (emerald ash borer)
Lineage: Eukaryota; Metazoa; Arthropoda; Insecta; Coleoptera; Buprestidae
Exons: 2
Coding region: 8-487 (159 amino acids)
Biological process (GO): monocarboxylic acid transport
Molecular function (GO): monocarboxylic acid transmembrane transporter activity
Source: RefSeq, a predicted model, not a curated record